AUGAGUCAAGAUAAAAAUUCAUUAGAUUAUGAAUCCAACUCAAAUUCUUCUACUCAACUUGAACAUAUAAUGAUAAGUUACAGUCAUAAACAGAAAGAAAUUGCAUUCAACCUUACAAAACAUUUAAAAGAAAAAGGAUAUAAGGUAUGGUUUGAUCAAGACAAUAUGAAAUAUGCUGUAAAUACAUUUAGAAGUUUGGCUGAAGCCGUAGAAAAAUCUUAUGCUGUAUGUAUUAUAUAUUCCGAAAAUUAUAAAAACAGUGAAUAUGCUGAAAUGGAAGCAACAUAUGCAGUUUGUUCGAAAAAACCAAUUAUUUGUUUACGUGCACAACGUGAUUAUAAACCAAAAGGUUGGCUAGGUUUUAUAACUGCCCGAGAAAACCAUAUUGAUAUUUCUGGAAAGUAUCCAUUUGAUGAAUCAUUGCAGUUGAUCAUAAAUAGUUCUCGAUUUAAUUUUGACGUGAUUUUUGAAAACACGGAAGAAUGUUACGCGCCUAGCAACAAACAACCUCCAAACUUAACUGACAAUGUUUGA
Molecule: messenger RNA, 534 nt
Organism: Schistosoma rodhaini
Lineage: Eukaryota; Metazoa; Platyhelminthes; Trematoda; Strigeidida; Schistosomatidae
Source: the annotation of a GenBank genome assembly